GCGCGGAAUCCCCGGGCGGGCGCGGGCAGUGCCACCGGAGGCCCGGCGGUUUCAGAGCUUCGCCCGGGACGACGAACCGCGGACGAGCCGAGUGCGGGAAACCCGGUCGCGCGUACUACCGACCGACCGAUCUUCUACCAGUGGACAGUAGUAGUGUCCGAGAGAGGGUUGCAACGGGAGAGCAAGAGAGGCUGAGGGCCGAACGAGAGAGUGAACGUCGACGAUAGAAAGAGUACGGAGAGAUCGCAGCAGAUCGCGGAGUCGUUUCGCGUGACCUUCGCGCGUUGGUGCACGUCUUCCUUGACGUCUUCCUCGCGAGUAACAGAGGGAAGCGAGCGUUAGGUGUCCCCUAUUACGGGGACACACACUCACGGGGCUACGCAGUGUGUGUGAAGCUCUCCUAAGCAACAUCUCGGCGGAGUAACUCGGAUACGUGGAGGAGAACGAGGGUACUCGGUCCGCCGCUUGCUUGCGUCACGGUGAAGAAAUCCGCGCGCGCGAGAUAACCCGACGGCAGCGAGAUAAUGUGAUAUCAGUGUAUCGCCGGAGAAGCGGGGAAGGGAGAGCGCGAGAAGAUCGGCGGAGGUGCGCGAAACGACGAGAGAACGAAAAGAGGGCUGCGACGAGGACGAGGAGAAGAGUGCGACCGCCGCCACCGUCGCCGCCACCGCCGCCGCCGCCGCCGUCGCUGCUCGCUCUCGGGAAGAGUAUGCGCGAGUCCUGGUAGCACCGGUCGCGGCCGGGGGAUGAGCGCGCGGACGACGACGGAGAUUUAGGUGGAGGUGCGCCGCGAAGAAGGUGCACCACCGGCUGGCUCCAGCUGCCGCGUGCCGCUGUUCCAUGAGAUGUCAGUGGAUCCGUCGCGAACAGUCGCCACGCCGUCGUCGCCGUCGUUGUCGUCGCUGUCGUUGUGAUCACCAUGAGGCGGUCCUCCUACGUCAACUACUAUAUCCUGUGCCUCGUGUGCUGGAUCCUACUAGGCAUUACCGGGGUGAGCACGAGAUCCCAUUCGUUGGUGAAGAGGUUCGACGGGAUUUACACGGGGCCUUACUUCGACUCGAACACUCCAACGAAUAUCACGGCGCAGUUGGGCACUCAUGCUUACCUGCCGUGUAAAGUGCGACAGCUCGGUAACAAAUCAGUCUCCUGGAUCAGAAGAAGGGACUCGCAUAUCCUCUCGGUGGACAGGACCAUGUUCAUCCCGGACGAGAGGUUCCAGGCGAUUUUCGGGGAGGCGGACACGUGGACGCUGCAGGUGAAGUACGUCCAAGCGCGCGACGAAGGCGAGUACGAGUGCCAAAUCUCGACCGACCCGAAGAAGAGUCACAUCAUCAAGCUCAACAUCGUCGUGCCAAAGAUCGAGAUCUUGGGGGACCGUGACAUGUACGUGAAGACCGGAAGUACUGUCGCGAUACGAUGCGUGAUAAAGCAGUCCCUCGAGGGCCCGUUCUACGUCUUCUGGUACCACGAGGGCGAUCGCGUGCUGAAUUAUCAGCUCGGCAAGAUCGACAUUCAAACGAAGCGAAUCGAUCAGGACACGGUGAGCAGCCUUGUGAUCCACAACGCGAGACGGGAGGACUCGGGUAACUAUACUUGCAGCCCGAGCAACCUGGACAGCGCGAGCGUGCAGCUGCACGUGCUGAACGGGGAGCAUCCCGCCGCGAUACAGAGGGGCAUCAGCUCGGCACCGGGCGGCUGUCCGACGCUCUGGUGGCUGGCAGGUGUGGUGACACUGUACUCGAGUCACGGCAGCCGCCAGCUCGUCCUCGCUCUUCUGCUCCUCAUGGUUCUCUACUCGAAAAAUCCAUCUUACUUUGCGACGGAACGAUAAUCAGGCAAGACCGGUGGAUGGUAUACGCGAUAAUCGAUUAUCUCCUGCUACGAGACCCCGACUACCUCGAGAGAAGAGAUCCCCGACGUUCUGCGGACCGAUUUUCCCGAGAUGAUUAAAAAUGGAAAAAAGAGUGGACGGGCGGAAGGAUCACAGAGAAGAGAGAGAGAGAGAGAGAGAGAGAGAGAGAGAGAGAGAGAGAGAGAAAGAGAGAGAGAAAGAAAGAGAGGAAGGGAAUGAUGUAGCGCGAUAUAAACUGGGAUCGGAGAGAAGAGAAUAACGAUUCCGGAGGUAGUAUGUUUUUUCUCCGUGCGCGAAGUAAGGAGUUAGAGGUUCAUCUCGACUAUCGUCGAGAUCAGCGAUCCGGCCGUUAGAAAUUAGGGAUUAGUUAAUUGUAUGAAUUUCUUGUUGAAUUGCCGCGAGGGGGAGUUUGAGCGCGCUGGAGAGAGGGCCGUGAGACAUUUUUUGGCGAUGCCGUCGUGGCGUCGUCGAGAAUGCAAAUUCCGACCGGGCUCGAGUGACGACGAUGACGACGACAACAACGACAAUUACGACGACGAUGACAAUGACGACGACGACGACGGGUGGUCCGUGAAUACGCGCGCACGAUUAAGGAUUCUCGGUGAAAAAAGCCGGACUAAUCGAUCUUGCUUUUCUUACGUGAAACUGUCCUCCAGAUUAAUGCCUUUUUCAUCGAUUUCAAUCUGUACAAAACAAAAUUACCGUACGAGACGUCGCUGGUAAUUGUCGAUGGAACUGACACCCGCGAAGGUGACUUGGAAUUUGUCGCGCUCGCGGAAUCGUUUCGCGAACCUCCCGUUCGUCAGCCCGGCGAAGGGUAGGAAGGGUUGCGAAGUCUCAAGAAGGUAUAGGAGUGCCCUAAGAACGAUCUCGAUCGCGAGAUCCUGUCGCGAGGGCGUUGAGUGGUUUCGUAGCGUCCGUUACUGGAACAAGAGGGCGAUAACGUGACGGGGAAUAUAUAUAUAUACGGCAAUAGAGAAGUGAGAACGCGAAAUAAAGAGAAAGUUAGGUUAAGACAGAGACAGGGAGAGAGGGAGAGAGAGGGGAGGGGGUGAGACGAGAAGGCCACAGAUAGACACGUCGACGAGGAGUGACGACGUUAGCCAGAGAACCGUCGUGAGGGUAGAGUGGAAGAAGCAGAUUAAGGGAAAAAAAAGAAACACUUCGUCCGCGCCGCUCGGAGACAGAAUUGAAACUUGUUCGAUGAAUUUUUCGAAAUGCGAUGUGAUUAAUUAUAUUCGAUAGCGACCGAUCAAUACAGACGUGUCUAUACUCGACGUCUUACCGCGCGAUUUAGGAUCGUCCUGAGACCGAGCGAUCUCGGCCGUGUGUCGUCCCUUGGACGAUUCGUCGAUACGCGCGCGCCGAAGGUAACGAAAGCUCUUUAAAAUUCGUCUUAUCGAUCAGCGGGUUGGUUCC
Molecule: messenger RNA, 3271 nt
Organism: Odontomachus brunneus
Lineage: Eukaryota; Metazoa; Arthropoda; Insecta; Hymenoptera; Formicidae
Product: neurotrimin-like
Exons: 5
Coding region: 920-1831 (303 amino acids)
Biological process (GO): synapse organization
Cellular component (GO): neuron projection membrane
Source: RefSeq, a predicted model, not a curated record